Messenger RNA from Psylliodes chrysocephalus, 392 nucleotides. Lineage: Eukaryota; Metazoa; Arthropoda; Insecta; Coleoptera; Chrysomelidae. The record is from the annotation of a GenBank genome assembly.
AAAUAACCUAACUAACGUCACUUAAUUUUUAAAGUCAAAAAUUUUAAUAUUUUAUAAUUAUUAUCCUUCAUGCAGUAUAAUGACUUUAAAACAUGCUAGUUUUAUAGCAAGAACUGUUUUCGUUAAAAAUAACGAUGUAGAAGCAGCUUGUAGAGUUUUAAAUAGAAUUUUGGGUCGGGAAGACAUACUGGAUCAAUUUCGAAGAACUAGAUAUUUUGAAAAACCUUUCCAGUUUAGAAGAAGAAUUAAUUUUGAAAAGUGCAAAUCGAUUUACAAUGAAGAUAUGGACAGAAAGAUUCAAUUUGUGUUAAGGAAAAAUAGAACAGAUCCAUUUCCUGGAUCAUCAUAAAAGUGUAGUUUGUAAAUAUGAUUAAAUAAAUUGAUAUAUUUAA